Molecule: messenger RNA, 1090 nt
Organism: Helianthus annuus (common sunflower)
Lineage: Eukaryota; Viridiplantae; Streptophyta; Magnoliopsida; Asterales; Asteraceae
Product: zinc finger protein 1
Exons: 1
Coding region: 103-942 (279 amino acids)
Biological process (GO): negative regulation of abscisic acid-activated signaling pathway
Source: RefSeq, a predicted model, not a curated record
AAUUAAAGCACAAAGCAUUCACUUUCCUUAAACAACUUCUUUCUCAAUUCUCCCCUUUCAAUUUCACACACCCCUUCAAACCAAGAAAGAGGCCCAAGAACAAUGUCAAAUGAAGAAGAGUUACUUUCUUCUUGUGAUGCCGAAUUUAGAAUAGCGAAAAAGACUGGAACUUGUGAUGCUGAUUUUAAAGAAGAUGAUGAAGAGGAAGAAGAAAGAGAUGUAGAAACUUUUGAUGGUAAUGAUGAAUCAAGAUUGAAUCAAGAACUGAAUCUUAUAGACAGUUUUAACAUGGGCAGUUCAACAGAAAGUACAACUCCACAAGUAUCAGAAACAACUGAACCUAGGGUUUUCUCAUGCAACUAUUGUCAAAGAAAAUUCUACAGCUCACAAGCAUUAGGUGGUCACCAAAAUGCCCACAAAAGAGAGAGAAAUCUUGCAAAAAGAGGCCAAAGAUUAGGGUUUCUUUCAACUCCAAUGAUUUCAGCAGCUGCAGCUUUUGGCCAUGCAUAUAUGCAACAACAAAACCACCAUGGUCAAAAUUACUGUUCUACCCUUUCAUCACUUCCUCUCCAUGGCUAUAACAACAACAACAACAACAAUAGAUCUCUUGGAAUUCAGGUACACUCCAUGAUCCACAAACCUUCUAGUUCUAUGUUUUCGGCUUCGAGUUCUUCGGGUUUCAAGAGCUUUUAUGGACCAAAAGGAUGGUCAUCAAGACCUCAUGUUGAUCAGCAGCCAGCUAUAGGGAAGCUCAACUUGGCUAGCUACACCUCAACUCUCACGGCAGCUCCACCGUCGUCCCACGGUGGCUUUGGGCGGUUUGAAGUGCUUAGGACAGGAAUAAAUUCAUCUGUUAAAGAUGAGAUUGGUGGUUUAUGGUGGCCGGAGUUGAAGAUUAAUCAAGAUGAGUCACAAAAACUUGAUCUGUCCCUCAAGCUCUAGUCAAUUCAGUUACAUUUUUUUGUUAAAUCUUUGUGGUUGAGAAUCCAUUAUACUUAUGUUUCUUUUUCUUUACUUUUUUGUUUAUUUUUUUUUAAUUUAAGUUAAUAUAGUGUGUAUAUUUAGAUCUUGGAAAGAUUGUUUCAGGGUA